AUGCCGAGGAGCUGAGGAUGCCGUGGGAUGCUCCGAGGAGUCUCAUGGAAUUCUGGAAAGGAGCUGGAGUGGCCCUGGCUGCAUCCCGGGAUUUUUGAGGAGCCAGCAGCUCCCGUGUGCCCACCCAGGUUCUCCCACAUGAUCCAAGACAAGGCGCUCCGCACAUCCUGGGCACGGAAAAUGAAGGAGAGGCAGGAGAAGAAGCUGGUCCAGGAUCUGGCACGGCAGCUGGAGGAAGCAAAGCAGAGGGAGAAGGAGGAAAAGAAGCGGCGGCGGGAGGAAAACCUGAAGCGGCGCCUGGAAAACGAGCGGAAAGCCGAGAUUGUCCAAGUGAUCCGGAACCCCCUGAAGCUCAAGAGGGCCAAGAAGAAGCAGCUGAGGCGGGUGGAAAAGCGGGAUACGCUGGCCCUGCUCCAGAAGACGCCCGUGAGGCGCAGCACGGCCACAGAAUGAGGCGGGAAUCGGGAUACUGCCGCGCCCUGGCCGUGCAGCCCGGAUUCCUAUGGAUCCUGCUCCUUUCCAGGGGUUUUUCCUCAGCUUGCCAGGCAGGAAUCGCUGCCAGGACCCUCAGUGUUGGACAAACAGCAGGACAGAGCUGAGGGGGUGGAUUCCACAGGAACCAGCUGCUGGAUCCCUCAAUCCCUGUGGAAUCAGGGCGUGGCCAGUGCCAGAGGCUGGAACAGAACUUUGCUCUCCCAAAUUUACCUUUUCUUUAUAAAAAUGAAUAGGAACUGAGACAGA
This is a messenger RNA of Cyanistes caeruleus (blue tit), 741 nucleotides long. Lineage: Eukaryota; Metazoa; Chordata; Aves; Passeriformes; Paridae. The record is from RefSeq and is a predicted model, not a curated record.